UGUGUCGCUCACGCGGUAUCCGCCUACUUUUACAGUUACAGUGUCGACUUGAGAGUCGAACUAAUUGAACGAGAAGGGAAUACAUUUGGAGAUUUGAAAGGGCCGAAUGGGAAGCCUACCAGAUACCAGUGUCCUGACCGGACAGUUGGAGAACACCCUAAUAUCUUACCAUAGCAUUGGAGAUUGCAAGUGGAGGGUGGCAAAAAAAUCGAAAGAUGUAACAGUAUGGAGAAAGCCAUCAGAGGAAUUCAAUGGAUUUCUGUAUAAAACCCAAGGUAUUGUAAAGGGCACUCCAAAAAGAAUUGUUGAUUAUAUUCGGCCUGGACCAUUUCGAUUGGACUGGGAUAGUUUGAUGACUUCAAUGGACAUUGUAAAAACAUUUGAUAAGCGGGAGUGUUGUGUGAUGCGAUAUACAACAGCCGGACAGCUAUGGAACAUCAUCGCUCCCAGAGAGUUCAUUGACUUUUCUUACACUACAGACUACCAAGAUGGCCUUCUGUCCUGUGGCAUCAGUGUGGAACAUGGCGAACAACAGCAGAGCUUCGUCAGGGGCUUCAAUCACCCGUGUGGCUGGUUCUGCGUGCCUGACGACACAAGCCCGGGCCAGAGUCUGCUGACGGGCUACAUCCAGACUGAUCUGCGAGGGAUGCUCCCCAAGUCUGCAGUGGACACUGCCAUGGCCAGCACCCUGGUCAACUUCUUCACAGACCUGCGACAGGCACUGAUGUGAUCCCCGAGCCCCCACCAUUCCUUCAGUUACCAUCACAGCUGUAGCAAUAUUUAACUCAGGGUUGUUUUGAACAAACAUAGACAGUUACCUUUCCUUAACAGUAGUCCAUUUCUUUAUGGAUGUGUGCAUCCUGUUGCACUGUUGAAUGUUAACGGUUAGCUCAGUGCAAUGUAUCAUUAUUAUUAUGAAUCAUAAUAAUAAUAAUAACAACAAUAAUAAUAAUAUCAUCAUCAGCAUCACCAUAAUUAAUGCUUUUCUUUAUUUGAUUGCCAGGUGCUCUGCUCAAAGGGCACCUUACAAAGCAUGGCAUUUUUGAGACAAAAUUACAUUAAAAAUGUAUACUACAAAGAAUUAUGCCAAAAAAUAUAAACUGAUGGAAUACCAUGUGAUUACUAUUUUAAGAAAUAUCACAGAAAUGAAAACUGUAGUUAAGACCUAGUAUGCAAUCAGAUUUUCUUGAUAGAAAAUAAAGUUUCUGACAAUGAUAUUGGAAAGAUAGUGUAUGCACUAGCCUAUCCAAUGAUUUAUUCAAAUUCAUUGAUGCUAAUUUGAGGGUCACUGUGUAAGGAGUUCUGCGUUUUAGUUUUUUAGCUUUAACGUGAAUAUUGUAUAGGAUAUUUUCUUUCAGUAUUAUAUAUAAUUGCAUAUAUCAUUUUGAAACUUACCUCCAUAGAUUAUAUUUAUUGAACGCAUGAUUUUAAAUGUUUUAAUCAUUAUAUGUUGUGAUAAACCCAUACAGCCAGCAUGAAUGUAACAGGGAAUGUAACCAAAGUGUAGAGUCAAAAAACAAUGUGUGCCGAUGUCAUACCUAUAGUAAGCUGCUGUUUCAGUGCACUUCUUAGCUAUAAAUGUGACCAUGAAUCUAUAGUACUGUAUGUAAUCCAGUAGGAACAGUCAGAAGACCUGCAAGGAUGCUUGUCCUAAAUUUCCACGAAAUCAACCUGUCUAAAAUUCAGUUUAUUCAGAAUUAUUGAGGAUAUAGUCAAAUAAGUGCUAUGCAAAUCAAGCUAAUCAAAAAUGAAACUCCUCGUUUAAAUGUAGAAGCAGACAUAUUCUGGGAUAGCAUUUGCCCUCUAUGACAAUGAGUUUAGUAAGCUUACUACUACAACUAUGACUACUACUAUUCCUACUAGGUUAGUUUAUUCUUUUGGCAUUUAAGCUUAUCCACUUACCAAGCUGUCAUUGCAUGAUGUUGUAGAGCAUAGUAUAAGAAGGUCAGGUCAGCAUUUCAAACUUGAACAAGAUCCUCUUUUAAGCAGGAUGACAGGAGCCUGUAAAUCACUUUUAUGUACUUCUUGAACAAUAUUUAUUAUUUAGUUAAUCGAUGAAUAAAAAAAUCACUUAAUUCUGCCAAAUUUCAUUAAAAAUGACUAAUACAAUUUGUGAAGAAAGGUGCAUUUCUUAAUGCUAUAAGCAUAUUUUCUAUUUUGACUUGAAUACAUUAAUGUCUUUUGUUCCAGUGGUCCAAACUGUAGUCUUUAUGUAAAGGGUUCUGUACAGUAUAUUAAAAUUUAAAAGGGAAAAAUGUUUAUUAUAUUUUCCUCUGUGUUUUUUGUUUUGAUGUAUUUGAAACAUUCCUAUUAAAUGCAUUUUCUUUGGGUCGGCCA
Molecule: messenger RNA, 2337 nt
Organism: Conger conger (European conger)
Lineage: Eukaryota; Metazoa; Chordata; Actinopteri; Anguilliformes; Congridae
Gene: stard4
Product: StAR related lipid transfer domain containing 4
Exons: 6
Coding region: 107-730 (207 amino acids)
Biological process (GO): cholesterol import; intracellular cholesterol transport; cholesterol transport involved in cholesterol storage
Cellular component (GO): cytosol; endoplasmic reticulum
Molecular function (GO): cholesterol binding; cholesterol transfer activity
Source: RefSeq, a predicted model, not a curated record